AUGGCAGGUAGAGAAGCUGAGGAGGAGAAAGAGCUGAGGAGGAGGAGUAUGAGGGAUCAUCGAGGUCCUCAAGGAGGUAGAGGCCGCAGGAGAGAGUGGAGAGAAAGUGGAGCUUCAGCGAAGGUCAGAUCUAUAGGGGACAGCUUAUCGUACGGGGUUGGAAUGUCUGUCGAAUUCAAGACUAUCUUGAAGCCGAAGUUCUGCUACAUGCGAGUUCAACUGAGCAUUGCGAAUGUUCCAUCGACAUUUCUUGAUCUUCGAAUGUACAAGAGCGUAGUUAUCUCUUCCAUCCACGACAUGUACGGCGAUGUUGGGCUGCCAGGAACGAUCGACGUGAUUGAGAUGAUGGAAGACAAAUCCGCGAUCAUCCGCGCUCCAUUCGAGAAAGCGACAGAGCUCAGAAACGCUCUGUCCUUCAAGUCAAAGUUUGACGGCAACGAGUGCGUUCUGCGAGUGCUCAAGGUCGCUGGUACUCUGAUCUCGGUGCAGAACACUGGGACUUUCCAGCAUCAGUCGCUACCAGAACCGUGUGCAUGA
Messenger RNA from Guillardia theta CCMP2712, 537 nucleotides. RefSeq lists its product as hypothetical. Gene Ontology annotation, cellular component: ribonuclease P complex. The record is from RefSeq and is a predicted model, not a curated record. The transcript has 5 exons. Bases 1 to 537 code for a protein of 178 amino acids. Lineage: Eukaryota; Cryptophyceae; Pyrenomonadales; Geminigeraceae. Gene Ontology annotation, biological process: tRNA 5'-leader removal.